Molecule: messenger RNA, 912 nt
Organism: Cordyceps militaris CM01
Lineage: Eukaryota; Fungi; Ascomycota; Sordariomycetes; Hypocreales; Cordycipitaceae
Exons: 1
Coding region: 1-912 (303 amino acids)
Source: RefSeq, a predicted model, not a curated record
AUGAAUACCAAAAUCGAUACAGCGAGGUUUUACUUUGAGUACAAAGGACAUCCGAUCGAAGACGUGGCCACCUUCUUGGACAUCACCACCACUCACCGUCCCGGCGCGCCCAUCGUCUACCUGGCGGGCGACUCCUCGCUCGACAACAAGUACUGGCUGCCUGCCGGCCACGGCGCUCCCGACUGCGUGCCGGCCAUCUACCAGCUGGCGCUGCACCCGGCGCGUCCCAAGUGCGACGUCGCCUUCUGGCUGAACCGGCGGCUGGGCGCGCGCGCCACGGCGCUGAACCUCGCCGUGGAGGCGUCGCUGCUCCGCGAGCGGCACGGGUCGUCCGCGCUGCUGCUCGCGCACGACGCGUUCAUCCGGGACCACAUGACGGCCGACGACGUGCUCGUCGUCUCGGUCGGGGCCAACGACAUUGCGCUGCGGCCGACGGCGCGGACCGUGCUGCACAUGCUGUGGCUGGCGUGGCUCACGCCGCUGUCGUCGAUCCGCAGCGGCCGCGCGUGCGCGCUCCGGUACUUUGUCCGCAUGUUCAGGGCGCAGACGGAGGCGUACGUGGAGAAGCUCGUGGCGGCGCGCAGGCCCCGCGCCGUCGUUGUCUGCAUGAUUUACUACCCGCUCGAGGCCCGCGCCGGCUUGCCGCCGAGCUGGGCCGACAGGGCGCUCGCGGCGCUCGGGUACGACAGCCGCCCGGAGAGGCUGCAGGCCGGCAUCCGGCAACUGUACGAGCAGGCGACGCGCAAGAUACAGAUUGAGGGGGUGCAGGUCAGGACGUGCGCGCUGUUCGAGGCCAUGGACGGCAAGAACGUGGAGGACUACGAGGAGAGAGUCGAGCCGAGCGUAGAGGGCGGACGGAAAAUGGCUGAGUUGUUGGGUCCACUGAUUGAACAAGUGCUUCAAAACACUUGA